This is a messenger RNA of Cyphomyrmex costatus, 1711 nucleotides long. RefSeq lists its product as uncharacterized. The coding region runs from base 38 to 1711 and encodes 557 amino acids. Lineage: Eukaryota; Metazoa; Arthropoda; Insecta; Hymenoptera; Formicidae. The record is from RefSeq and is a predicted model, not a curated record. Gene Ontology annotation, molecular function: protein binding. The transcript has 6 exons.
GUUCAAAUCAAACUUCCUCGAUGUGGCCCCAUCGAGUAUGAAAAAUAGGACCGAAUAUUUGGUAAAGUAUUCUGUUGCACCUCCACCCAGCAGAGAUUAUUACGGUCUGAAAAUUUUUGAAGACGAGGUAAUUCUGUAUUUAUGGAAAAUUUCUCACGGACCUCAUAAAGCACCAAUUGUGUAUCGUGCCAAGCUUAUCAGAUUUGAUCAGGAAAAAUCUUUGCAGAACGAAAUACGUCGCGGAUUUGGUAAAUAUUUAUUAAAACACGUGAAAAAUAUUGCUGAAGGAAAUAGAAAUACUCUUUUAACUUUACCAAAUUCCGUGAUCGGAGAAAUAUCAAAAUAUUUGGAGUUCACAGAUGUACUUAAAUUAUCUUUAUUAUCACAUAUUGCUUAUGAGGUAUUCAAUACUGAUUUAGUUUGGCAGAUACUUUAUACGAGAGAUAAAAAAGCCAAUUUAGAAGAAAAAAAAAAGGUUAUAAUCUGUGGUUGGAAGCAAUUAUAUAAAGAUAAAGAAAUGCAGGCAUUAAUCAAAAAUCAAAAGAAUCAUCAAAUUUCGUCAUUAAUUACAAAUCAUGCAAAAACUAAUAAAUUAUUAAUAAAACCUAUCAGCGAUGCACCAAAAUCUAUCUCGUACAAAACAUCAACGACAAAGAAAUGUUCAGAAUCUUCGAAGACGGAGCUUGUAACAACCCCACUUUCUAAAACGAUAUCUGAUAUCCAAUUUCGCACGUAUACAAAGAAUGAAAAACCGUUUCUGCAAAAUAAAGAUAUAAAAAAUACUAAUUCUACAUUCAACAUAAAUGACAAAAAUGUCAAAACAGAUCCUAUUACGUCAAAAACGAUAACAAAGCAAGCAAUUAGAAGUGUUUCUAAACGUAACGAAAUAUCUGACAAACAAAUAAAUCAAACAAUAAAAUCGGAAAAAUGCUCAAAUAAAAUCAACACGAAAUCAACGACAUCAGUACAAGAAAAAAAUAUCAAAUCAUCCUCGGUUCCAAAACAAAAUUUGCGUAAUAAAACUCAAUUACAGACAAAGGGCAAGCCUAAGAAAAAAGUAAUUGCAACAAAAUCUGAAAUAUUUAACAAUGAUGAGUUAUCCGAGAAUCCUUUUAUAAUCAAAGAUGACAAAAUCGAUCUAGCUGAUUUAAUCGAAGCAAGUUCGAAAAACAUUCAAAGUCCGCGAAGCAUAUUUGAUUAUGAUUUCAGUUGCGUAGAACAGUCAAAUAGAUUAAAUAGAACAAAGGACAUUUUAGGUAUUAGAAAUGAAAUUCAGAAUAUUGAUAAAUCGAAACAAUUGAAAUCUACCAAAAGUAGUGUCAUCACAAAUAAUUUUUCUCAUAAAAUAAUUCGGGGUGAUGGAAUUAUGGAAAAGCUUUGGGAGAAAUCUGAGACGUUUAGUAAAACAUCCAAUGACUCUCUUAUAAAUGAUAAAAAACUUUUAUCAGGAGGAGAUGAUAAAUCUUUUUCACUUUCUGAGAAGUAUAUGAAAGCCCGAGAAGAACUUCAAAAAUCUUUAGAUUGGAAUCGAAGCGAUUCAGCAUCUUCUCAAAAUCGAUGGGAUCCAAAUAUAAAUUUUCAAAAUAAAUCUUUCAUAAGUUCUACAAAAGUUGAUAAUAAUGAGAAAAUCCCAAUUCCUGAGAGGUCAUUAAAAACUUCUUUUCUAAAACCAUACUCUUUAAGCGAUUUGGAGAAAGAAAUAAAGUUCUAA